Molecule: messenger RNA, 1606 nt
Organism: Oncorhynchus keta (chum salmon)
Lineage: Eukaryota; Metazoa; Chordata; Actinopteri; Salmoniformes; Salmonidae
Exons: 2
Coding region: 527-1522 (331 amino acids)
Source: RefSeq, a predicted model, not a curated record
CUGCUGAAAGGAUGAAGACAUGCUGUUGAGAUGCUGCUGAAAGGAUGAAGACAUGCUGUUGAGAUGCUGCUGAAAGGAUGAAGACAUGCUGUUGAGAUGCUGCUGAAAGGCUAAGACAUGCUGUUGAGAUGCUGCAGUGCUGAUAGUCUUCUAAUGUUUGUUCGUUGAACAUCUGCAGAUGGACUGCAGACACUUUCUAGUUGAAAAUCAUUGGACAUGCAGUUGACAUGCUCCAUAUGGUCUAUCCAACAGGGCUCUGGUCAGUUUCAUUUCAAGUCUAAUUAAUUAAGUAAACCAAAUUCUAAUUCCAAUUCGACAGUUUCCUCAUUUGAAAGCAUUCGAGAGAAUUGGAAUUGGAAUUUCAGUGUACUUCCUGAAUUGACUGGAAUUGAAAUCAAACUGACCCAAGCCUUGCUAUCCGAAACAAAGUGUUACUUCUUCAUCAUAUUCAAAUGAAUGGAGGAAAGAGCUGGAGAUGAAGCUAGAAUGAGCUGACAGACACACAGGAACGUUCCUCUGAGAGGUCAUGUCAGUGUGGAACAAACAGAUGCUGCUGUGGUACUACCUGACCAUCUGGCCCAGGGUUCCACCAUGCAGUAUAGACAUCUACUGUACUGUAGGUCUGUGGUACUACCUGACCAUCUGGACCAGGGUUUCACCAUGCAGUAUAGACAUCUACUGUACUGUAGGUCUGUGGUACUACCUGACCAUCUGGCCCAGGGUUCCACCAUGCAGUAUAGACAUCUACUGUACUGUAGGUCUGUGGUACUACCUGACCAUCUGGCCCAGGGUUCCACCAUGCAGUAUAGACAUCUACUGUACUGUAGGUCUGUGGUACUACCUGACCAUCUGGCCCAGGGUUUCACCAUGCAGUAUAGACAUCUACUGUACUGUAGGUCUGUGGUACUACCUGACCAUCUGGCCCAGGGUUCCACCAUGUAGUAUAGACAUCUACAGUACUGUAGGUCUGUGGUACUACCUGACCAUCUGGCCCAGGGUUUCACCAUGCAGUAUAGACAUCUACUGUACUGUAGGUCUGUGGUACUACCUGACCAUCUGGCCCAGGGUUUCACCAUGCAGUAUAGACAUCUACUGUACUGUAGGUCUGUGGUACUACCUGACCAUCUGGCCCAGGGUUCCACCAUGUAGUAUAGACAUCUACAGUACUGUAGGUCUGUGGUACUACCUGACCAUCUGGCCCAGGGUUUCACCAUGCAGUAUAGACAUCUACUGUACUGUAGGUCUGUGGUACUACCUGACCAUCUGGCCCAGGGUUUCACCAUGCAGUAUAGACAUCUACUGUACUGUAGGUCUGUGGUACUACCUGACCAUCUGGCCCAGGGUUUCACCAUGCAGUAUAGACAUCUACUGUACUGUAGGUCUGUGGUACUACCUGACCAUCUGGCCCAGGGUUCCACCAUGCAGUAUAGACAUCUACUGUACUGUAGGUCUGUGGUACUACCUGACCAUCUGGCCCAGGGUUUCACCAUGUAGUAUAGACAUCUACAGUACUGUACUGUAGGUCUGUGGUACUACCUGACCAUCUGGCCCAGGGUUUCACCAUGCAGUAUAGACAUCUACAGUACUGUAGGUCUGUGGUACUACC